Debaryomyces fabryi is the source of this 699-nucleotide messenger RNA. Its product is annotated as U4/U6-U5 snRNP complex subunit. The coding region runs from base 1 to 699 and encodes 232 amino acids. NCBI's taxonomy places the organism in Eukaryota, Fungi, Ascomycota, Pichiomycetes, Serinales, Debaryomycetaceae. Gene Ontology annotation, biological process: mRNA splicing, via spliceosome. The transcript has a single exon. Gene Ontology annotation, cellular component: spliceosomal complex; U4/U6 x U5 tri-snRNP complex. The record is from RefSeq and is a predicted model, not a curated record.
AUGGAAGAACAUCAAGACAAAGAUAAUAAUAAAAUCAGCUUCGAUCAGUAUGGAAGAAAAACCUGGAAUGUUGAUGCAUAUGCGAAAGAAGCAAAAAAUAAGUCAUAUAAAAAGAAUAACUCAUCUACACCAAAUGUCAAUAAAUCUUCUAUAAAUUCAGAUAAGCCUUUAUCAUACCUAACGCAUAGAGAUAAAUUGCUCAAUGAGCUGUUAUCGGCUGUAAACCAGCAUACUAUUAUAAAUCCAUUGAAUACUAGCUCUUUUGGUAAAAAUAAGAAAUUUGGUUUCUUCUGUCUGAUUUGCGAUUUGUCGUUUCGGGAUAAUUUGGCAUUGAUAGACCACAUAAAUUCGCCACUACAUGUCCAAAGGUCACAGUCAUUGGUAACAAAGCAUGAUGGUGAAGAAACUGAAAUAUUAGAUGGAAGUGUAAGGCGAGCUACGGUUGACGAGGUAAGGCUUACUCUAGAGUCUUUAAUAUCGAAACUGACACAAGAGAAAAAUUCCGGGAACAACAAGAUAGACAUAAAGGAAAGAAUACUCAGGCGACAGGAGUUUGAAAGAAAACAACAAGAAAAGAGAAAGGAGAGGAGACUGAAGGCAAAACAGAAUAAGGUAGCACGAAAAGAGAAAGGUGAACAAAUUAAUAAUGAAUUAUCCUCUAUGAUGGGCUUUGGUGAUUUUGGUUCGACGAAGAAAUAA